ACUAGAUUAUGUUUGAAUACAUUUUACUACAGAUAACACAGGCAAACAGAGGUGGCAUCUAAACACACCAACCUACUAAUGUGCUAAUUCACAGUUCAGCGAGUUUGAUAAAAUCACAACUGCAUCAGGACUUAUCAGGCCGCCUUACUCGAAUUGUUCACACUUUGCUAUUACUUGUUGAUUAUGUAACAGGACAGCAUAAAACCUUUUUUUUUGGAUUACAAGAUGCCGCUGCAAAGGGUUAAAAUGAAACUGCGCCCCAAAAAGAGAGUUCGCUUUGCCAUUGAUCUAGAUGAUAUGAGUGAUGCUGAAACUUCUGGGGAUGACCCAACCUGGCACUCUGGGAAUCAUGAGGAGGAGGCGGUGGGGCCAGAGGAUGUUCAGCUUCUGGAGGUCCCCAACGGAAGUCACGGGGGACCUUCAGGGAACAGCAGUAGCCUCCUGACAAGCAGUGGGCUGCUGAAAGGUAUCUUAAAGAACCGAUUAGAGACAGUAGAGAGCAAUGACCUUUACAGACAAGAGCGGAGAAGAAGACAUUCCUCUGCAGAUGAGGAUGACUUUGCUUUGCUUCAUGGAAGAUUUGAGAAGGUGCCUCUGAAGGACUUCCACGCCGAGAUCCGAGCCUUCAAGGAUGUGGAGGAUUUCCUGAGCCGGACUCUGCUGAUGCUGGACCUACAGAAGACUGGCCUCACCCAGAUCAUUGAGGCCAUGGUCCAGAAACUACUGGAGAAGAAGGAGGUGUCUGCCCAGACCUCUCUGGAGGAGGCCCGCCAUGCCAUCUUCACCCAGGAUUCCGUCCACACACUGAGUAAGACGAUUCAGGGCACGAUGACCAGUGAAGUCAGCGGGUUUGAUUUUGAUCAGAACUGGAUCUGUGUCAUGUGUGAUAUUCCAACAGUAACCAAGCGACACGUGGUGAUUGCUCGGUUACACAGCCCGGCUAACCUGGGCAGUAACAGUCAUGAAGUUCAGUUUGUUAUCCUUGUAAUGGCCCCUGUCAGAGAGAAAAGUACCAAGUCCUCUCUGGAGACCGCCCGAACGUUUGCGACUCUUUUCUUGGACAUUGACUUUCGUCACCAGCUGCUGUUAGCAGAGUCCGAGUACGAAUUUAAACAGCUCCUCCACACGAGGACCAAGCUCCUCAUUGAAGAACAGGGACUCCCGGAGAACCGAAAGUCACACCUUGUCCUCUCUGCCUUUGAACAGGAGGAGCAGGAGGGUGGGAAGGCUAGAUGUCCUCUUGGACAGGGUUUGAUCCGUGACCUCAAGCGACGACUACCUCACUAUGUGUCUGACUUCAGGGAUGGGUUUGUGGGCAACAAAACAAUACACAAGGUGACCUCCACGACAUUCUUUCUGUACUUUGCCUGCGUUCUGCCAAACAUUGCCUUUGGGAUGCUGAAUGACAACAACACUGCGGGUGUCAUAGAUGUGCAGAAGGUGUUGUUUUCGCAGUGUGUGGGAGGGCUGCUGUUUGCUGUUUUUGGGGGUCAACCUCUGAUUGUGUUAUUGACUACUGCACCACUGGCUCUCUACACCAAAAUUAUCUACAGCAUCUGUGAGGACUUUGACUUGAACUUCAAUGCUAUGUUUGCCUGCACUGGGUUGUGGAAUGCCUUCUUUCUGCUGAUCUUUGUUUUUUUCAACACAAGUAAACUCAUGAAGUAUUCCUCCAGGUCCACAGAGGAAGUCUUCUCAUUGUUCAUCACUUUCGCUUUUUCUGCAGAUGCCAUCAAAGACACUAUUAAAGAUUUUAACAAAAAUUAUAACACAGAUGUCUGUCAUGGUGUUACUCACAGUAAUUCAACCAAUCAAAAUGCUUCCUUCCCUACAAACUCCUCCCUAACAACCGUCAGUGCCAUGACGACGGCUAGCACUGUGACAACCAUUUCCAUGGUGAAUGUCACUAACAGCAGCAUGUUGGCGGCUCCAUCUGGUGGUGGGGGCAUUGAGGAGUGCCUGAGGGAGAACAGUAUCUUGUUUCUUCUGUUGAUGCUGGGCACUGUGUGGCUGGGAAUCACGCUUUUUAACUUUACUAAAACUCCCUUUCUGAAUGCUGGAAAGCGAGAGAUGUUAGCUGACUAUGCAUUACCUGUAGCAGUCCUUGUCAUGAGCUUCUUUGGUUCCUAUGUGUUCAGAGAAGUCCACAUGAAGCCGUUUAAGUACAAGGCCCGUGAACAGAUGUUUGAGCUGGCCCCCCUCCACCUCCUACCUGUGGGGGCAGUGUUUGCCGCCGCUGGGCUGGGCUUCAGUCUGUCCCUUCUGUUCUUCAUGGACCAGAACAUCUCCAGCGCACUGGUGAACGCCCCCUCUAAUAAAUUAAAGAAGGGUGCCGCCUACCACUGGGACCUGUUUGUGGUGGCUGUCAUCAAUGCCUUCCUGUCAAUCUUCACUAUGCCAUGGGUCCACGCAGCCCUCCCCCACUCCCCGCUCCAUGUCAGAGCUCUCGCUGACCUUGAGGACCGGGUGGAUCAAGGACAUGUACACCAAAUAGUUGUCCAUGUGCGCGAGACGCGGGUGACAGGAAUCAUCUCGCAUGUGAUGAUUGGUCUGUCCAUGUUGAUGCUGCCCUACCCCCUGGCCUACAUCCCUCGCCCCGUGCUGGACGGCCUCUUUAUCUAUGUCGCCAUCACAGCACUCUACGGCAAUCAACUGUUUGACCGCAUUCUUCUUUUCUUUACGGAACAGUCAGCCUAUCCCCCCAAUCACUACAUACGGCGGGUGCCCCAGAGGAAGAUCCACCUGUUCACCACCCUACAGCUGAUACAGCUGGUGGUGCUCUGUGUGUUUGGAUUCUCUCCCAUUCCUUACAUGAAGAUGGUCUUCCCUGUCCUCAUAAUGCUUCUGAUGCCAAUCAGGCACAAAAUCAUCCCCAACUUCUUUGAGCCUAAAUACCUGAAGGCAUUGGAUGGACAUGCUCACUAGAUGAUGGACAUGCCCACUAGAAGAUGGUGGGGAGUGGUAGAUCGAGGUUCGGCAGUAAUGAGAAGUAGGCAGCUUUGUAUGUUUUCAUGAUGAACUGAGACUGUAUAUGUGAUACCAAAACACAGAGCAUUUAAUAGGGCAACCAAGACUCCUACACAGUGGAUCACUCUGUAACAUUCGCCAAAUGAAAAAGUUUCAGAUUUUUUGUAGAUUUUUUGUUGACUCAGUGUUUAGUAUGGUAUCUCCGUUAGUUUUUAUAUUCUGCCAACCUGGUUACAAGGCAACUCCAUUUAUUUUCAUGUGUGGUAUAUAUUUUGUUUUACUUCUUUAUCCUUUUUAUGUGUUUGAUUUCUAUCACCCAAUGUCUAUCCUACGUGUACGGAACAAACUGAUGAUUGACUUAAACUUCAAGGAGGAACCUUGUAACAAGAUGAGGGUUUUAUUUUUAUACACAUCACUGUUACAUGUAUUGAUAUCUGAUUAUUUAUUGUUUGUUGUAAACAUUGUUGAUUUUGUUCCUUGAUUUACAUGAAUCACUAGGCUGUUGAUAGAUGUAUGAAUUGUAGUAUUUUAUUGGGGACCGUCAGUUUACCCAUGAAGACAUCAGAGAGGUGAAAACGUCUGUUUUGUUCUUCAUUUUAGUCCCAUUACAGGGUGUUCAUGUUAACUGUUAAUUGUUGAAAUUAUUGAGCUUUUUACACUGAAUCUGUGAUUUUGAAUUUUCCAAAAUGAUUAAAUAAACAUAGAUUUGUAA
Messenger RNA from Magallana angulata, 3679 nucleotides. Its product is annotated as solute carrier family 4 member 11-like. The transcript is spliced from 21 exons. The record is from RefSeq and is a predicted model, not a curated record. NCBI's taxonomy places the organism in Eukaryota, Metazoa, Mollusca, Bivalvia, Ostreida, Ostreidae. Gene Ontology annotation, biological process: transmembrane transport; monoatomic ion homeostasis; monoatomic anion transport. Gene Ontology annotation, cellular component: plasma membrane; basolateral plasma membrane. Gene Ontology annotation, molecular function: solute:inorganic anion antiporter activity. The coding region runs from base 226 to 2925 and encodes 899 amino acids.